UGCACAUAAGCUUCGCCGCAAACAUUUGUGCAUCAGUCGCAGUUGGGAGUGCGCGAUAAUACCAAGUACAAACGCAUAUAAAUAUAAAAUAAAAAACUAUGGAAAUGGAAUAUUUGAGUUUCGAUCCAAAAAGAAAACAAUUAACUCUAGAAACCUGUGUUAUUCCAAGAGCAAAGGGCAAUGAAAUUUUAAUCAGAGUUGCUUACUCAGGAAUAUGUGGUACUGAUCUUCAUAUAUUGGAUGGAUCAUUUCCCGCUAAAAAUGAUGGGCCACUGACUCUUGGGCAUGAAUUCUCCGGGACUGUUGAAAGCAUAGGCAAAGAAGUCUCGGGAUUUAAAAUUGGCCAGCGAGUAGCAGUGGACCCUAACAGUGGCUGCAAUAAGUGCAAUAAUUGUCGUAUUGGGCGAUACCAUUUUUGUGAAAAUGGUGGAAUUAAUAACACAAUUGGAAUUUUUCGAGACGGUGGAUGGGCAACUCAUGUACUUGUACCAGAUAAUCAGGUGUACUUAGUGCCAGAAGGAGUAGAAAUGCCUCAGGCUGCUCUUACUGAGCCAUUGUCAUGUAUAGCUCACGGCUGGGAUUUAAUAAGCCCUGUAAAUAUUGGGAAAAAAGUAAUCGUCAUUGGAGCGGGAAUCAUCGGAUUACUUUGGGCCUGCGUUUUGCAUAUAAACGGUCUGAGGAAGACUGUUACCGUUGCUGAGCGGCUAAUAAAAAGACAACAAAUGUUUGAAAAACUUAAUCUGGGCUACCAUGUUAAUGAUUUGGAGGGUUUGAAAAACGAAAAUUUCGAUCUGGCAAUCGACUGCAGUGGCUCCGCAGCUGCUAUGGAAGCCGCCGUACCACUUCUGCGUCGCGGUGGAUGUCUUUGUGUUUUCGGAGUAGCGAAUCCUGAUGCAACGAUGUCUAUCAAUCCAUUCAAAGUUUAUAUGAAUGAGUUAACUAUCAAAGGAGUAAUGAUUAAUCCGUUCACUUUUACCAAAGGAUUGGCACUAGUCCAAGCAAUGGCCAGUAAUUAUCUCGAUUACAAUAAACUAGGAAUUAAGAUUUACAAAUUAUCCGAGUACAAAGAAGCUCUUGACGCACUUCGUAAAGGUGAAGUCAGUAAAGCUGUAUUUAAAUGUCAAUAAUUAGAAAAAAAUAUAUAUAUUAAUUAAUAUUA
Molecule: messenger RNA, 1159 nt
Organism: Microplitis mediator
Lineage: Eukaryota; Metazoa; Arthropoda; Insecta; Hymenoptera; Braconidae
Exons: 5
Coding region: 99-1127 (342 amino acids)
Molecular function (GO): oxidoreductase activity; zinc ion binding
Source: RefSeq, a predicted model, not a curated record